UAUACAAUUGUCUGCGUCUUUCGAAAUAAAAAACACUAAAAAUUUUUGAAAUUGUUUGGAUAAAUUUUUCUAUGGUAUUUUUGACAAAUUAUUGGCAAAAACCUCUUCGAUGAGUCAAAAUUGCUCCGAAUCCAGCUAAUAAUCGGGACUUCCUCGAAUCACACGUUCAACAGUCACUCGAGAGUAGGAAAUUCCCGUUUGGGUUAGGCUUUUCCCCUGAAACAGAUCCUACACUAAACUCGUACGAAAUACGUAUGUUUUUGACACGAUCAGCGGGAAACAAUAGCUACCGUAAAAUCCCAAAAAUUUCAUAAUUUAUGACAAGUAAUUCCGAGCCGAUUAGAUUACUGGGCGCCUGUAUAAAGCUCUGAUUGUUCAACUGAUCAGAAGUUUUUUUCCGGGUAAUCUAAUUUGCAGUAUAAUUAGUUUUUUUGCUAAUUGAUUGAAGAGUUGCAGCGAGACAAUUCUCAGAGAUCGCCUCGAACAAAACCACGGUAAAGCACAUAUUCUCCAGUGCAGAUAGAUGCCUUUUCCCCAUUCAAAAAUCGAGCCUGAGGUACAUGCCAAUUUAGUUCCAAAUUAUUUCAGCAGAGUCUAUACCAUUAUUGGGACAUAGGGCGUAUCUAAUCUUGCUGCAGAUGGCUGAGCGGGAGUUCAUUGAUAAGAGGGUGAUUGUAGAAACAAUCAUCUUUUAUUGCCAUUCACUAAAAUUUAGUAACUCGUUACGUGGAGGCCGUCCACUGGGUGCAGUACUUAUAAAGGAUGAUUUCGACUGAGCCGGUAGCGUUAUUCUGUAGUAGGAACGUGAUCUGAGAUGAAGGUAUUCGUAGUGUUCGCUUUGUGCUUGGCAGCCGUUGCGGCUGGUCCCGAUGAGGAAAUGUGGUUGCGUUUCAACCGUCGUAUGCCUGGUGCAUACUAUACGAUGAGACCGAUCGCAAGGGCGCCAGUAACCGGACGUGUUGUUGGAGGUGUCGAUGCCGAUAUCGAAAACUUCCCGUAUCAGCUGUCGUUGCGUCGUAGUGGAUCGCACAGCUGUGGUUCCUCAAUUAUCUCGGAUCGGUGGGCUCUGUCGGCUGCCCAUUGCACGUAUCCUACUCCGGAUGUGUCCAUUAUCACCCUCCUCGGAGGAUCGAGCAAUCGUCUGGAAGGCGGAAUUUUGUUCAACGUUGAGCAAAUCGAGAACCACCCAGCUUACGAUGACUGGAACUUGGAAAACGAUGUCUCACUUCUGCGCAGCGCAGCUGAUUUCGUAGGAGCUAACAUUGCCGUUAUUGCUUUACCCGCAGCCGAUAGCUACGUCCCAGGUGGAACCCGCGCUGUCCUAUCUGGAUGGGGUCUAACCAGUGUUCCCGGAUCGCUACCAACCAUUCUCCAGAAGGUCGAUAUUCCCGUAAUUGACCAGGAAACCUGCAUGGCCGGAUGGCCCGCUGGCUGGGUUACCGAUGAUAUGCUUUGCGCCAGUGAACCAGGACGCGAUGCCUGCAACGGAGACAGUGGUGGUCCUUUGGUCACCGGUGGAGUCCAAAUCGGUGCCGUUUCGUGGGGUGCCAGCAACUGUUUGGGCAACGAGCCUGGAAUUUACUCUCGCCUUGCUUUCCCCGUCAUCCGCAACUGGGUUACCGAGGUCAGUGGCGUUUAAGUGGAUGCUGUAGUCAGUUUAUGGUUUAAAACAUUAUGUUGCGAUUAAAACGACGUUUUGUAUCACUA
Messenger RNA from Wyeomyia smithii (pitcher-plant mosquito), 1707 nucleotides. It is a transcript of the gene Ser8, whose product is annotated as trypsin 3A1. Gene Ontology annotation, molecular function: serine-type endopeptidase activity. The transcript is spliced from 4 exons. Bases 815 to 1639 code for a protein of 274 amino acids. NCBI's taxonomy places the organism in Eukaryota, Metazoa, Arthropoda, Insecta, Diptera, Culicidae. Gene Ontology annotation, biological process: proteolysis. The record is from RefSeq and is a predicted model, not a curated record.